UAUAAUCUCAAGGCAGAACUGCUGAGAGCUUAGAGUGAGUUACACUGUGCACAAGAUACUAGGAAAUCAGGCACGUGGGAACAUGUCUGGAAAACCAAGACUGUACUACUUCAAUGGACGAGGCCGAAUGGAACCAAUUCGGUGGCUACUGGCAGCAGCUGGGGUUGAGUUUGAAGAAUCUUACCUGGAAAAAAACGAGGAUCUGAUAAAAUUACGGAACGAUGGAUCCCUGCUCUUUCAGCAAGUGCCAAUGGUAGAGAUGGAUGGGAUGAAGCUGGUGCAGACCAGAGCCAUUGCCAACUACAUAGCAACGAAGUACAACCUCUACGGGAAGGACCUGAAGGAGAGAGUCCUAAUUGAUAUGUACGUGGAAGGAAUGUUCGAUCUGAAUGAGUUACUCAUGAAACAUGGCUACCUACCAGCACAUGAAAGGAAGCAAGAUUUUGCAAAUAUGAUUGACAAGACUGAAAACAGAUACUUCCCAGUCUUUGAGAAGGUUUUGAAAGACCAUGGGAAAGACUUUCUGGUUGGCAACCAGCUGAGCAGGGCAGAUGUUCAGUUACUUGAAAUCAUUUUAAUGGCAGAGGAGUGGAAGCCUGAUAUACUUGCCAAAUUUCCUCUCUUGCAGAGCUUCAAGGCAAGAAUAAGCAAUAUCCCCACGAUAAAGAAAUUCCUGCAACCUGGCAGCCAAAGGAAAUCACUACCAGAUAAGGAUGAUGUGGACAAAGUGAUGAAAAUUUUUUACCCCUGAGCAGCACUGUAAAGCCACAGAAAGCCCCUUUCAUUGUGUUUCCUGAUAGUGGGACAAUAAUGAAAGCAAUGAAAAGCAUGUUUUUUGAUCCUACCAGCAAUGGAAAUACUUCCCUGAUUAGGGGGGAUAUUGGACAGCACAGGAUGCCUUAAAUAACUAAAGAGAAUACCUGAAAUAAAGUCUUACUCUCAGUACUCAAAA
Molecule: messenger RNA, 952 nt
Organism: Hirundo rustica (Barn swallow)
Lineage: Eukaryota; Metazoa; Chordata; Aves; Passeriformes; Hirundinidae
Product: glutathione S-transferase-like
Exons: 7
Coding region: 83-751 (222 amino acids)
Biological process (GO): xenobiotic metabolic process; glutathione metabolic process
Molecular function (GO): glutathione transferase activity
Source: RefSeq, a predicted model, not a curated record